This is a messenger RNA of Bacidia gigantensis, 1341 nucleotides long. RefSeq lists its product as uncharacterized. Bases 1 to 1341 code for a protein of 446 amino acids. Gene Ontology annotation, molecular function: alpha-1,2-mannosyltransferase activity. Lineage: Eukaryota; Fungi; Ascomycota; Lecanoromycetes; Lecanorales; Ramalinaceae. Gene Ontology annotation, biological process: cell wall mannoprotein biosynthetic process; protein O-linked glycosylation; protein N-linked glycosylation. The record is from RefSeq and is a predicted model, not a curated record. Gene Ontology annotation, cellular component: membrane; Golgi apparatus. The transcript has 3 exons.
AUGCCGCAACCUCACCUUUGGAAACGCAGCGAAGUCAUUGACGCCCUUGAUCAGCCGAUCUCGAACCCGUACCAAGUCCUGCGUCCCACUGACGCGUCGGUGAAGCCAAACAAGCAUGCACCAGAUCCAAUGAAGUGGCUGGAAGAGAAUUCGAACAACAAGUACGCGGAGACGGCAAAAGAGAGAGACUUCUGGCGAUCGGUUCCUGCGUGGGGCAAGCACAUUUCGCCCAAGCCUCGUGCGGCCCUUAUCUCGUUGGUGAGGAACUCGGAGCUCGAGGGGCUGAUGCAGAGUAUGCGGCAGUUGGAGUAUCAUUGGAAUAGGAAAUAUAACUAUCCAUGGGUUUUCUUCAAUGAUGAAGAGUUCAGCGAUGAAUUUAAGGCAGCGACCCAGAAUCUCACCAACGCUCAAUGCUACUAUGAGGUCGUUCCACAAGAGCACUGGUCCCUACCCGACUGGAUUGACGAAGGACGAUUUAUGAACAGCCUCGAGUAUCUAGGCGCGAUCGGCGUAGGCAAAGGCUGGAUGGUAAGCUACCGACACAUGUGCCGCUGGAAUAGUGGCUUCUUCUACAAACAUCCCCGUCUUAAGGAUUUCGAUUGGUACUGGCGAGUAGAGCCGGACGUCCACUUCUUCUGCUCCAUCGACUACGAUAUCUUCCGCUUCAUGCGCGAUAACAACCUCAAAUACGGCUUCAACAUGAAUAUCCUCGACGAUGCGCGCUCCUUCCCCUCCCUCUGGUCCCGCACCCGCUCCUUCAUAAACGCCCACCCGGAGCACAUCCACCCUGACGCUGACCUCGACUGGCUCCUCGACAACGACUCGCCCUCCUCAUCCUCCUCCGCCACGUUUUCCAGCGCUGGCGGCGGCGGCGGCAGUGGCGAAUACAACAAUUGCCAAUUCUUCUCCAACUUCGAAGUCGGUUCCCUUGCCUUCUUCCGCUCCGCAGCCAACGAAGCCUACUUCAAUUGGCUCGAUCGAGCCGGCGGGUUCUACUACGAGCGCUUCGGCGACGCGCCCAUUCACACUCUUAGUGUCGCUAUGUUCGUGCCGAAGAGCGAGAUCUGGUUCUUUAGGGAUAUUGGGUAUCAGCAUGAUAUCAAUCGGCACUGUCCGCCGAACAGUGCGCAUAGGUGUGACUGUGAGCCGACGCGGUUGGAUGAGAAUUUCUAUAAAUUGGUGCCGCUUGAGAGUCCGCAAAGGAAGCCGGCCGAUACGUGUAUUAGACGGUUCCUUGGCGGUGGGGGAUUGGUGGAGAAGAAGGAGGGGUGGAAUGCGGAUGUUGAGAGGGCGUGGGGUGGGGAUGGGUAUGGUGGGUAUGUUUUGAGUGGGCUGGAGUGA